Messenger RNA from Xenopus tropicalis (tropical clawed frog), 1032 nucleotides. It is a transcript of the gene or5ar16b, whose product is annotated as olfactory receptor family 5 subfamily AR member 16B. Gene Ontology annotation, cellular component: membrane; plasma membrane. The transcript is spliced from 2 exons. Gene Ontology annotation, molecular function: G protein-coupled receptor activity; olfactory receptor activity. Bases 1 to 1032 code for a protein of 343 amino acids. NCBI's taxonomy places the organism in Eukaryota, Metazoa, Chordata, Amphibia, Anura, Pipidae. Gene Ontology annotation, biological process: G protein-coupled receptor signaling pathway; detection of chemical stimulus involved in sensory perception of smell; signal transduction. The record is from RefSeq and is a predicted model, not a curated record.
AUGAGCAAAGACAUGUGCCAAUUGAGGCUAGUGAACCCUGGAAUUACCACCAACCUGGAUGAGAUUCAUGAGUGGAGGCAAUACCAAAGUGAGAUGGAAAACCAAACAAUAGUGUAUGUGUUGGUUCUCGCUGGUCUGUCUGAUCUUCCAAGUCUUCAGCUUCCUCUGUUCCUGGUGUUUCUCCUGAUCUACCUUAUGACUCUGACUGGGAACCUUCUCAUCCUUCUCCUGAUCUUCACUGAUUCCCAUCUUCACACCCCCAUGUACUUCUUCCUUGGAACCUUGGCGUGUAUGGAUUUGUGUUCUUCCUCAGUCACUGUCCCAAGGAUGCUCUUUGAUUUACUCACAGACACAGGGUUUAUUUCUUUACCAGCUUGUAUAACUCAGUUCUACUUUUUCAUCUUCUUUGCUCUGUCAGAGGUAUCUGUGCUGGCAGUGAUGUCCUAUGACAGAUACAUUGCCAUCUGCCGCCCCCUUCACUACAUGCAGAUAAUGAGCUGGAAAGUUUGUGUUGAUCUUGUUUUAAUUGUGUUUGUUUCUAGUGCAGCAUAUUCCUCGGUACACACUCUGUUUUUAGCUAAACUGACAUUUUGCAGGCCUGAUGCUUUGCAAAGUUUCUUUUGUGACCUGCCCCAGUUGCUUGAGGUCUCCUGUAGUGACACAUUCAUCAAUGUAUUGCUUAUAUUUCUCCUUGGGAUAAUGUUCGGACUGGGAAUUUUAACUGUUACUUUUUACCCAUACAUCGCGAUACUCACAACAAUUCUAAAAAUCUCAUCAAAACACACAAGAGCCAAAGCUUUCUCCACUUGCUCCUCCCAUCUAACUGUGGUCUUUAUAUUUUACACUACUAUUUUCUUUAACUACUUCCACUCAAGUGCAAACGGCCAUUUUACUGAGGACAAAGUGUCUUCUGUAUUUUGCACAAUAUUAGUCCCCUUUUUAAACCCACUGAUUUACAGUCUGAGGAACCAGGAGCUCAAAAUAUCACUAAGAAAAACUUUACAAAGACUGGAAAUAAAAAAACUACAGUGA